Mytilinidion resinicola is the source of this 1890-nucleotide messenger RNA. RefSeq lists its product as uncharacterized. Lineage: Eukaryota; Fungi; Ascomycota; Dothideomycetes; Mytilinidiales; Mytilinidiaceae. Bases 1 to 1890 code for a protein of 629 amino acids. The record is from RefSeq and is a predicted model, not a curated record. The transcript has 2 exons.
AUGCAGCGCACGGACUCACAGAAGGGUGGCGGAGGCCGUAGCAGGGCCGGCUCGAAGUCCAAUCGAGACCCCGACAAGGAAUUUCCGGAAGCCAUGAGUCCAAAGGUGCAGGCACAUAGACCGGAUCUGAAGCAAGGAACUGCUUUCUACUUGGUCGUAUGCGGCGCAACGAGUGAAACCGACAGCUGGAUGUGGUCUGAUUUUAUGGCCUACACUGUACUGUUACGCGGAUGCGGCAUCAAUGGCACUUUCCUCAACUGCCUGGACCUCGACAAGAUCUUUGGAUUUCUCUCACACGACAACCAUAAGGAUAUUCGCUUCGGGCAGGUUCAGGGUACAGAUGAGCCUCUACUCAAGUACACUAGACUUCGAUAUACCACUGAACCGAGAUGGUGGGAGCAGGUCGAUCCGGACGACCUCAUGAUGAGAGUGUGGGGAUGGGUUGUGGAUGUGAUGAAAAGAGCAGUGCCUGGAGAUGCAGUCAACAUCAUCGUCGAGGCCCAUGGAAACGAGCUGUAUGGAGCCAAGUUAGGAACCAAGUACCUGAGCAAACAUCAGGCGGGAACACUAUGCAACAAAUUUCAGAAAGGGGUUCAGGUCAACUUCAUUGUUGGCGCCUGCCAUUCUGGCAUCUUCACCGAUAUCGUUCGCUCCCAAGGACAGGAGCCAAGAUACAUCUCAAGUUCGACAUCAGCCAAGGGGCUCGCCAUGUCCUUUCCCAGGUCUGUCAGUAACCGAGUUCGGAACAUGAAGUUCGCACAAGCAUGGGUGCAGUCAUUGGCUCGAGUCACCUUACCGGGACUCCCGGACCUUCCACGGCAACCCUCACGAAGCCUUGCGGAGCAUGAGAAUUUCUUGCGCCAAAUGACAUACAGGUCUGUCUCCGGGUCGAUGGAUGAUUAUCAGUCGUACAUAGCGCCGAACGACUUGACACAACUUGUUGAGGAGAUGGUCUUCAGGGAGAAAAUCGAUUUUCUCUACGAUCCUGCUGUGACCUCGAGUCGGAGACGUAUCGAGGUUCCCGCUCUCGACGAAACGAUCAUGAGAUAUUUUUUAACACCCACUGAAACUUCAAAAACUCCACAUCCGCAAAACUCAAAUCCUCAAGGACUCGUAGCCGAACUGAAAGCUAUCGUGGUAGCGGAGAAGGCUUUCUGCAACCCUGACACUCACCUCGCUGCCGAAGACAUUGGCGUACUAGAAGUCCUUGAUGUCUUCCACACCCUUGUGAGUAGGGGUCUACUCCUGUCAACCGCUAUUCAGCAGCCGGUGGAUCUUGUAAGAGCCUCGAAUGAAGCGAGGGACGCAGGAAUGCUUCUUGGUUGCCUUGAAGGAUUCCAAGACGCUGACGGAACUCCUUGCCCUUACCACUUGUCUCUUAGCGACAUCUUAAUAUGGUUUGCAAUCAUCAUACUGCGUGGCUACAACUCCGCCCCGGGCAUUGUCAUGGAGACUAUUCUCGAUACUAAAUUUCUUGGAGGCCUUAACCGAGACAGAAUCAGCGAAUAUCGGGAAAUCAGCGACAACUUGGUGGCAUGGCGCCACGACCCUAACCAUUGUGUCGCUCCACCGGGUCGCACCGCUGGCUUUGGCUUUUGGCUGCCACAUAACGCGGACUUGAACAGCCCUGAAAUGGUUACGGAUGCUCUGUUGGCUGGACAAAAGCGCUUCAACAGAAUAGAGCGCUGCUUCCGUGACUGGUUUGGGGUACCGGAAAAUAUCCUACAGCUGGAACAAGAGCAAGAGAGGUACUUCGAACGACACCCUGAACGCGCUCCUGGAUCGGAGUUACGAGACAUAAGAUGGUGGCCCGCUCCCGAGGCCGACGAGGCGGCCGACGAGGCGUUUGCGGGAUGUGGUUGGAGGCCAUUUUCACAUUCCAAGGAGUAA